Messenger RNA from Cyprinodon tularosa, 1575 nucleotides. RefSeq lists its product as uncharacterized. The record is from RefSeq and is a predicted model, not a curated record. The transcript has 2 exons. Lineage: Eukaryota; Metazoa; Chordata; Actinopteri; Cyprinodontiformes; Cyprinodontidae. The coding region runs from base 337 to 978 and encodes 213 amino acids.
UAUCAACCUCGCAGUGAUUUUGGUUACAGGAGUGGCAAUCAAUCUUUUGUGGGAAGUCAUGCAAAGGAGGAAGGCAUUGGUUCUGAUGUGAACAGUAGGUCAGAACGGAUUUCCAGUGGGCAUGUGUAUGUGGAUCUAUCUGAUGUGUGUCAUUAUUGCAAAGCCAGAGGCCAUUGGAAGCGGGAAUGCCCAAAAAGAGGUGCUCAGGUGAAAUCGGUUGCUUUUGCUGCCUCUGAAACGCAUGGUUUUGUUUCCUCUAAACAGGUGGACACAGGACGGAAGUAUACUUUGGAUCAGGAGGAUUUUUCACCUUUUCUUUCUGACGGCCAUGUGUCCAUGGUGGGGAGUGAUGCUACGGUACCGGUAAAAAUUUUGAGGGAUACUGGAGCUUUUAAUUCAUAUAUUGUGAGCUCUGUAUUACCCUUUUCUGAGGAAACCAACACUGGAGACCAUGUAUUGAUGCGGGGAAUGGGACUUAUGGUGGAACCAGUUCCGCUGCAUAAGUUGACUUUGACGUGUGGAUUGGUUCAGGGGGAGGUUAUCAUGGGGGUGCGCCCUGCACUUCCGCUGGAGGGAGUGGAUGUAAUCUUGGGCAAUGAUCUGGCUGGUGGCCGGGUGUGGGCUGAUUGUCCACUACCUGCUCCCAUAGUAACUUCUUCCCCUGUUCUAGGGAAGUUGGAUGAGAGUGCUCAGUGUUUCCCUGGGGUUUUUACAGCUUGUGCGGUGACGCAAGCUAUGUCCCAUGCUGAGUCGGCAUCCGUCCCUGACCAUGAAGGUGGAGGUGCCGAAGAUGGUGAUUUUUUCUCUCUUUAUGUCCCUGAUUCUCUUUUGUCUGUUUCUCACAGUGACCUGGUGGCGGAGCAGAGAGCGGAUUCUUCUCUUCGUCAUCUUUUUGACCAGGUUGUCACUGAUGACGAGAGUGUGGCCUGUGGCUCCACAAUGGGAUCGUCCUUUUGUCCUGCAUGUGGAUGCAAGUGAUGUAGGUGCAGGUGCUGUCUUAUUUCAACAAGAUGAUGAUGGAGUUGAUCGACCUGUGAGUUUCUACUCUAAAAAAUUCAACCAUUUUCAGGUGAACUAUUCUGUCAUUGAAAAAGAGACAUUGGCACUAAUUUGGGCUUUACAGCAUUUUGAAAUAUAUCUGGAUUCUGGAAGUGUUCCUCUGGUGGUCUAUACUGAUCACAAUCCCUUAACAUUUUUGCAUUCAUUGCAGUGUCCAAAUCGCAGACUGAUGCGAUGGAUGUUGUUUUUGCAGCCCUAUUGUCUGGAUAUCCGCCACAUUAGGGGCUCGGACAAUAUUGUGGCAGAUGCUUUGUCCAGGGCACCAUGUGCUUAGGUUUAAUGUUCAGUCCUUUUUUUUUUCUCCAAGUUUCUUAUAGGCUUUUCCAGUGGCUAGGGUGGCUGAGCUAUUGAGGUGGGGAUUGAAUGGGUGAUUGUGGUAAGACUGUAAAGUCCAUUAGUAUUGCAAUUGUCACCUAGUUGUUAGUAUAAAUCGCUGUCUUUUUGGAGUCCCGGUUAGGACUCCAUUUGUAUGGGGGGGAGUGUGACGAUCCCCUUCUGUCCAGUAGGUGUCUCUAG